Messenger RNA from Manihot esculenta (cassava), 2239 nucleotides. Its product is annotated as threonine dehydratase biosynthetic, chloroplastic. The transcript is spliced from 9 exons. The record is from RefSeq and is a predicted model, not a curated record. Lineage: Eukaryota; Viridiplantae; Streptophyta; Magnoliopsida; Malpighiales; Euphorbiaceae. Gene Ontology annotation, molecular function: pyridoxal phosphate binding; threonine deaminase activity. The coding region runs from base 106 to 1926 and encodes 606 amino acids. Gene Ontology annotation, biological process: L-threonine catabolic process.
GUCCCAUUUUCUCAGCAGCCACAACAGAAGCCUCGCUGACUCACAGUAAAAAGGGCAAAAAAAGGUCUCCUUUCUUCUUCGCUCCUCUGUGUUUUCGUGAGCCAAAUGGAGGCUCUUCGCAUAACGUCAUCGCAGGCGCCUCUUCUCUGCCCUCACCGCCGUUACAAAUUGACACCACAAACCCUCCCUGUAUCCCGCAGGACUCCCAUCAAGCCCUUCAUUAAUGCCGUCUUCUCCAAAUCGGCGGCGGAUGUCCCUCCAUUGCCUACGUCAUCGCCUGCAAUUCCCUCGCCGACACCAUCCUCUACUGUUUCGACUGAUAGGAAGAAAGUUUCACCCAAUUCUCUCCGAUACCCGCCCGGUUACCUCGGGGCCGUACCUGAACGGACGGUUCAGGACGGGAGUAAUAACAUUAUUAACGCCAUGGAGUACUUGACGAAUAUACUUUCGGCUAAGGUUUAUGACGUUGCGAUUGAAUCUCCCUUGCAGUUCGCGCCUAAGCUGUCGGAGAGAUUGGGGGUCAAGGUCUUCCUCAAGCGAGAGGACUUGCAGCCGGUUUUCUCAUUUAAGCUUCGUGGAGCCUAUAAUAUGAUGGCAAAACUUCCUAAGGAACAGUUGGAAAGAGGGGUUAUCUGUUCAUCUGCUGGAAACCAUGCUCAAGGUGUGGCAUUAGCUGCCAAGAAACUAGGUUGUAAUGCAGUGAUUGCUAUGCCUGUAACUACUCCAGAGAUCAAGUGGCAAUCUGUUGAGAGACUGGGUGCAACUGUCAUACUAGUGGGGGAUUCUUAUGAUGAGGCACAGGCAUAUGCUAAAAAAAGGGCCAAAGAGGAGGGUAGAACAUUCAUACCUCCUUUUGAUCACCCAGAUGUUAUAAUGGGACAGGGAACAGUUGGAAUGGAAAUUGUGCGUCAAGUGCAAGCCCCAAUUCAUGCAAUCUUUGUGCCUGUAGGGGGUGGCGGGCUAAUAGCUGGUAUUGCAGCAUAUGUAAAGAGGGUUAAUCCUGAGGUAAAGAUCAUUGGUGUGGAACCCUCUGAUGCAAAUGCAAUGGCAUUGUCCCUUCAUCAUGGUGAAAGAGUGAUACUGGACCAGGUUGGAGGUUUUGCAGAUGGUGUGGCUGUUAAAGAGGUUGGUGAAGAAACUUUUCGUUUAUGCAAGGAAUUGGUAGAUGGUGUGGUUCUUGUAAGCCGUGAUGCUAUCUGUGCCUCAAUAAAGGAUAUGUUUGAGGAGAAAAGAAGCAUUUUGGAGCCAGCGGGUGCUCUUGCCCUUGCUGGAGCUGAAGCAUACUGUAAAUAUUAUGGCCUUAAGGGCAAAAAUGUUGUUGCAAUAACGAGCGGAGCAAAUAUGAACUUUGAUAAACUGAGGGUUGUGACGGAACUUGCCAAUGUUGGUAGACAACAAGAGGCUGUGCUUGCAACUGUUUUGCCAGAGAAGCCUGGGGCGUUCAAACGCUUUUGUGAACUGGUGGGACCUAUGAAUAUCACUGAGUUCAAAUACAGAUGUAAUUCUGAAAAGGAGGCUGUUGUUCUAUAUAGUGUUGGGCUUCAUACAGUUUUUGAAAUUGAUGCACUUCAGCAGCGGAUGGAAUCUUCUCAACUGAGAACUUGCAAUCUUACAUCAAGUGACUUGGUCAAAGAUCAUUUACGUUAUUUGACGGGUGGCAGACUGAAAGUUUCGGACGAGGUUCUUUGUCGUUUUGUUUUCCCAGAAAGGCCUGGUGCUCUCAUGAAAUUCUUGGACGCUUUCAGUCCACGUUGGAACAUUAGUUUGUUCCAUUACCGAGGGCAGGGUGAAACUGGCGCGAAUGUGUUGGUUGGAAUUCAGGUUCCUGAAAAUGAGAUGGACGAGUUUCAUAGUCGUGCCAACAGUGUUGGAUAUGAUUAUGUUAUUGUAACUGAUGAUAUUAACUACCAGCUUCUGAUGCAUUAACUGGAGUCGCUGUGAUAUUUCAGCUGGAUUAUUCUAUCAGACUCAGCAAUCAGCAUUCUAACUGUUUGGAGCAAUCAGCAUUAUGAUAUAAAGUGAAGAGGGGAGUUCUAUGCAUUCUGCUUUGCGGUUCUUUCACCAUUUUUGUAAUAUAUGAUUAGGGUUCCAUUGGUGUUGCAUAAUUUGACGAGUUUUUAAUUUAGGCAAAUCAAUAUGUAUGCGCAUGGAUGCAAGGGACAAUGAAGAUGAUGCAUAUUUAUGGAGAAGCUCAGUAGUGAAAAUCUGGUUCUAGGAGAAUCUUUCUAUUUUCAUGUCA